Myiozetetes cayanensis is the source of this 1692-nucleotide messenger RNA. RefSeq names its product ECSIT signaling integrator (gene ECSIT). Lineage: Eukaryota; Metazoa; Chordata; Aves; Passeriformes; Tyrannidae. Gene Ontology annotation, cellular component: mitochondrion. The record is from RefSeq and is a predicted model, not a curated record.
UCCUUCGCCCGGGAGCGCCGGGGUCACGGGCAAGAUGGCGGCGCCCUGAGGGGAGACCGGGCGUGGGGACGGCGGGGACCGGCUGCGACCUCUGACCUGUGACCCCUGACCCCACGGGGACCCCCCAUCGUCCCCAUCGCGACAUGAGGUUGGGCUGGGUCCGGGCGCUGCCCCCCCGGCUCUGGGGGGGGCCCGGAGCGCCGCAGGUGGCUCGGGGGCUCUGCCAGCGCCCGGCGUGGGACCCCGGCGAGGGGGUCACCCCAGACCCCCCCCAGCCCCGGGGCCGCGUCCCCACCGCAAGGGGGGACCCCUCAGGGGGGGACACCUCAAGGGGUGGCCCCUCACGGGGUGACACUUUAGGGGGCGACACCUUGAAGGGUGACACCUCACGGGGUGACACCUCAAGGGGUGGCCCCUCACGGGGUGACACUUUAGGGGGUGACACCUUGAAGGGUGACCCCUCAAGGGGUGACACCUCAAGGGGUGACCCCUCAGGGGGCGGCACCCCCAAAGCCCCCUCCCCACGCACCUCCUCCCACAAGACCCACCACGACCACCACGAGGACCCCCAGGACGGCGACUCCGGGUCCCCUCCCCCGGGGUGACCCCGCGGCGUUCGCGGCCGCGCUGGGGGGGGCGGCGGCGGGGACGCCCCCCGGGCGCGGCGGGGGCCGCGUGGCGCUGGUGGAGGCGGCGCUGGCGGCGAUGCCGGCGCUGGGCGUGGAGCGGGACCCCCGCGCCUACAACGCCCUGCUGAGGCUGCUGCCCCGCGGGACGUGGGUGCCCCGCGGGCCCGUCCAGCGCCUGCUCUUCCCCUUCCCGCGCCAGCAGGAGUGCGGGCUGCGGCUGCUCGAGCAGAUGGAGCGAUACGGGGUGCUGCCGGACGCAGAGACGCGGUUCCUGCUGCUGGGGGUGUUCGGGCCCCGGAGCCGCCCCAUGCGGAAGCUGCAGCGGAUGCUGUACUGGCUGCCCCGGUUCCGCCACAUCGACCCACCUCUGCCCCCACCGUGCCCCCAGGGCGUGGCGGCCGCGCGGAUGGGGCUGCACCGGAUCGCGAACGACCCUGACGCCAGGGUCACCGUCCUGCAGGCACCGGUGCCCGAGUCAGGGGGAGACGAAGGUUCCGUCCAGCCCUACAUUGUCAGCUCCCAGAGCCCGGAGCAGAAGGAGCUGCUGGCCCAGCACGGCCCCUCCCGGCCCGUGUUCGUGGAGGGGCCGUUCCCGCUGUGGCUGCGCCGGACCCGCCUGAGCUACUUCGUGUUACGGGGGGACCCCCUGCCCCCACACCUCAGGGACCCCCCCCUGGACCCCGAGCGCAGCUUUUACUUCCCCCUGGAGCUGGAGCUGGACCUGGAGCGCGGCCCCUGGGACGACGACGACUUCGACGUGGACGAAGUGGAGGAGGGCCCGGUGUUCGCGCUGUGCGUGGCGGGGGCGGGGGACAGGCGCACCCUGGGUCGAUGGAUUUCGGCGCUGCAGGAGGAGAACCCGGUUUUGGGGAGCACCCCCGUCAUCUUCCGCCUCUCCCAGGGGGGCCCCCACCCGCCUGGGUCCCCCGAGGGGUCCCAACCCCCCAGGCUGGGCACGGGGAACCCCCCAGGGGCGGAGCUGGAGCCCCCCGAGGGGCAGGGUGGGGAGGGGGGAAAGGGGGGGGACCCCCCAAAAAGCAGUGGGGAAUAAAGGGGUGUUGUG